Messenger RNA from Owenia fusiformis, 3209 nucleotides. NCBI's taxonomy places the organism in Eukaryota, Metazoa, Annelida, Polychaeta, Sabellida, Oweniidae. The record is from the annotation of a GenBank genome assembly.
UGGCUCUCGGGCACAUGUCAAAAGACGCACAUUGCGUUCCAUAUGUAAGAUAUCUUAUGUCAAAGUAGGUCCUGUGGCGACGAACAAGCUUCCUAGUGAUUGUGUUCAUCGGAUCCACAGGUAACAUACAACAAAUCUGACACUACGGCUUUUAAAUACAGCCAUGGCGAGCCGAGCUGACGAUGAGGAAAAUAGGAGCCCUAUAAACUGUCUAAACAGCAUUACUGAUUUAGAUAAUCCGAAUGAUAAUUCUUCGAACUCCAGCGAUGACGGAAAUGCUUUUGAUAACACGAAAGAGAACGUGAACAAGGCAGAGAACGGAACGAAAAACACUGAAGUUAUGCAGACACCAAAUGUCGCUGAUCUCUUAUCGGGUAAAAAUUUGACAUUUUCUCCGGAACAAGUUGCGUGUGUUUGCGAGGCGUUGCAACAAAGUGCUAACAUUGAUCGUUUAGCAAGAUUCUUGUGGUCUCUCCCGCCCAGUGAGCUCCUUCGCGGGAGCGAGGCCGUCUUGAAGGCCCGAGCAACAGUCGCAUUCCAUCGUGGUAGCUUCAGAGAACUUUACGCAAUUUUAGAAAGUCAUAACUUUGAUACCUUAAACCACCCAAUGCUACAGCAAAUGUGGUACAAAGCUCAUUACUUAGAAGCUCAAAAAAUCAGAGGUCGACCUUUAGGUGCGGUGGAUAAAUAUCGUCUCCGAAGGAAAUAUCCCCUGCCCAAAACGAUCUGGGACGGAGAAGAAACAGUGUAUUGCUUCAAAGAAAAGUCGAGACAAGCUUUGAAAGACUGUUACAAGCAAAACAGAUAUCCCACCCCGGACGAAAAACGGAAUUUGGCAAAGAAAACGGGGUUAACUCUAACACAAGUCAGCAACUGGUUCAAAAAUAGACGACAGAGAGACCGAACACCUCACCAACAGCAUUGUCGAAGCGACAUGUUGAUGGGUGAAGAAAAUAUGUCACAUCAUAUACAUGGUAGCCUCCACAGUCAACACAGACAAGACCACGAACACGAUCUAGCGAGAAAAUACAAUUUAUCUACUAAGAUCUUAGAAGAAGCACAGACCAAUAUGUCUUUAAAUUUGGUGAAAAAUGAAGGACUGAUGCAUACGCAUGCGCAGCAUUAUAUGUGUGGGACCAUGGACCAUCACAUGGGCAUGUGACUAUAAAAUGUGCAUAUACCGCAUAACAGGUAUUAGAAACAAAAGGUGUAAUAUAGAGCAGGUAUUUCCAAUAAUACGUGCAUCCAGCGCAAGUAUUAGAACUUAAAGUUACACUUCUAGCGGAAGUUGCGUAUUUACUACUGAAGCGGAUGUAUGUGUGCAUUGGCGUAAAAAAUCAAAUUGAAGUACCGCCCCAGUUAAAGGUGAUCCAGAGCGCUCAUUUGUCCAACUCUGCCGGACCAUUAGAGUGAAGUUGAAUAGGCUUAGGGCACAGAGAACACUCAGAACAGAGAGGUUCUUUAACUCAUGAUAAAAGUUCAAAAAAUAAAGGCGUAUACUAUAGUGUUUUUUCAAAUAAUCGCCAAGUAAAUCCAGCCAAUCAGUUCGAGAGUAUGCUUUUAUAACAUAGAUGCUGGUCAUGCAACAAUCUUUCACGUCGUGCAAUUAUUUUGGAUUGUUGAAAGGGCAUUACGUGGACGGGGCAUCUUGAUUCUCAAGGUUUUAGUUGCUCCAACUGUUAUAACCACUUGGAAUUCGAAGAUGGGGAUGGGGACGCUUUAAAUCACUCUAUUUAGAGUCAAAUAUACAAGAUAUAAAAAUAUCAAAUCGGAGGAAGUCACGCAUCUCAGGGUUCAGUAUUCAAAUAAAACUGAUCUCAAUUUUAUUUUAACAAUGGUAUGUUUGAUCGAUCCACAAACAAGCAGAUAGAUCUGUUCUAUGCGUAUCUGAAAUAUAUCUAGAUGAUCUUAUAAUGAGUAAAUAAUGUUAUGAAAUUAGCAGGAAACAUGUGCUGCAAUAGUCUAGAUCGGUGCUUUAGGGUUAAGGAAGAGAAAAAUCACAUUGUCAAUCACACCACCUUCAACGUCAUAUCAAUAUAUUUUGAGCCCGUAAUCUGAACUAUACAGAAGUUCAAUCGUAUCUAAUUUCCAUAACACCGUCACCUUUUCCGGCCAUCUUCACCUUCAACACAUGUGCGCCAACGGAACUUCAAAUAGAGAAAAUAUGGAAAUAACGUUCCUAAGGAAUUAUGCUCCACCUUAUGUAUUGCCCUUAUUGCCCCUGUUUCUGUAAACUAAUAAGCAAUGAAGUAGUAUUUGGGUCACUCUAUUCAACAAUGGAGGGGGGGGGGUGAGAGAGCGAAGUUACCUGCCCAUUGGAAAACAAUAAUUCCAAAUUAAACUCAAAAUGGUCUCACACAGAGUACAAUCUCGUCAACAGCUGGACUUGAUGGACUUUUCUAAAUUUUACAUUUUAAAAAUGACCUCAUAUUUAAGAUGCCUCGAUGUUCGUUACCUCUGGUAUGAAUACACCUAACGGAAGGACGGUGCUUUGGGUCUAACUCAACUUAGUCAAUACAUAUGGCAUAGGUACAUAUGGGUACCAUAUUGACCUUUGUUGAGGUUAUAGUCCCUUACCUCAAUCACCAUUGGUUGUAUCGAUAUGCAAUGACAAAACAACCACUGAACUUUCUGGGGACCGUUAUUUCUGUUGUUUGGAAAUAUUCAAGCUAAUUUGCUCUAGGGAUUAUACAAUCACCAAGCCAUUUUCUUAUAAAUACAUGAUACAAAAUUUAUUGCUGUCUUACCGUUCAGAGUUGUGAAAAGUCCUAACUGAUUCAACCGAAACCGAAUACACCUGUAGGCCUUUAGAAAAGAACAAUAAAUUCGAAGCAACAAUAAUAUCAAAAAGGUUAAAUUUGAAAUUGUCCUUACGAGACAGUCAGACUCAUGACAAUAUUGAAUUUCUAAGCAUUAUAUCAAUUCAUAUUUCGUGUAAUAAGCAUCCCAGCACAAAAACAUUCAAUUAUCUCUGUUAUUUUUAUAUUUCCAAUUUACUAUCGCUGCAUUUUGCGUGACGAACCAAAAUAAGGGUUCGCAUUUUUCGAAAAUUGAGGGUAAUUUAGCGAAUUUGUAUACAUGUAUACUCACAGAUGAUGCAUUUUGACUUUUGUUGGCGCCUUCAUGUGAACUUUAUGAUUUAAUUCAUGAAGUUACCCUUUAUUUUUAAUAAUAGACAUCUUUGUGAACCGAAUAAGAUUAUAAAGUCU